GAAGCUUGUUGGACUUUUUGAAAGAUGGAGAUGGCAGAAAUUUAAAAUUGCCUCAACUUGUGGACAUGGCAGCCCAGAUCGCUGGGGGCAUGGCGUAUAUUGAGCGGAUGAACUACAUCCACAGAGACCUGAGAGCUGCCAAUAUCCUGGUUGGAGAGGGUCUGGUCUGUAAGAUUGCAGAUUUUGGACUGGCUAGACUCAUUGAGGACAAUGAGUACACAGCUAGACAAGGAGCAAAGUUUCCAAUAAAGUGGACCGCCCCAGAGGCUGCUCUGUAUGGGAAAUUUACCAUCAAAUCAGAUGUGUGGUCUUUUGGCAUCUUGUUGACGGAGCUCAUCACCAAGGGCCGAGUGCCUUACCCAGGGAUGAACAACAGAGAGGUGCUGGAGCAGGUGGAGCGUGGGUAUCGCAUGCCGAGUCCGCAGGGCUGCCCGGCUUCACUGCACGAGCUGAUGGUGCAGUGCUGGAGGAAGGACCCGGACGAGAGACACACCUUUGAGUACCUGCAGGGCUUCCUGGAGGACUACUUUACUGCUACUGAACCCCAAUACCAGCCUGGAGAGAACCUGUGAUAGCAUUAGCUCAAUAUAUCCUUCAGGAAAGAUGCGAUCGCCUUUCUAACUUUCUAUCACAAUACCUCCAAAAACUGCUGCACUGAUGCACGGCACCUCAAUCACAGGCUCUGGACAUGCAAUCUCUCAUCUUGUGGUGUAGCGUGAGAGCUUCAAACUAAAAAUGCCUUCCAAGAUCUCAAACCGCAAGAUGGGUCACUUUUUUGAAGUAAUAAUGGGCAAUGCUAAUGUCGGGUCUUCUUUAACUUUAACCCCUGGUUUCACAGACAAGGCUUAAGCCUAGACUAAAAUACACGUAUGAGGAGUUUUAACUGAAAGAAUGUCUUUAAAUGUGUCAGUUCCAUUGUGUUUUGUCUCAAAGACGCACACCAGUAAUGUUUUCUUCCGAGGCACAUUUAUAAAAGCUACUUUAAUUUAAAUAAGGCUUUAUCCUGGCUUAAUCUAAACCCUGUCUGUGAAACCAGGCCUAUAAAUAUGAUGGCACAUAUUAAUACAGCUUAUUGCAUAUCUUUGAUUAGGCAAUAGCAAUCAUAUUUAAUCAUAUUAAUACCUACCCGUUUCAUUAUAUCCACCGCUGUAUUUGAAUGCCUUGUCUCUUAUAGACUAUUUCUAAUGAGUUAUUCUGGCCAACGGAGGAUUUUGCUCUGAUAUAAAACAGGAAAUCUCUACUGGACAUUCGGCAGUAAUCCGGAUAAUUGAGAUUUUUCACACAGCUAUCUAGUCGGAGGUGUGUUUUCACAGAGAAAGCUCUUCCAGCUCCUGAAAGAGCAUUUUUGAAUGUAACAAUUUUUUGUCUCCCAAAAAAAAAAAAAAAAAAAAACUCAAUGCAAAUGUCUUGAUAUGAAGUAGUCAAAAAUGAAAUCUUGAAAUUACAGAGGUGAUUGUGUGUCCAUCUCAAAACUAUUUGAAAUGCUCUUGCUUUUGUUUCUCUGGGCUGUGUUCAUUUAUCCAGUCAUGUUAUUGCUUUAUAAUAAUCAUUUUUGUUUAAUUUUGAAGUCUAACAGUCUUGUAUUAUCUUAUUAGACAGCAGUUCUGUUGUUUCUAGUGAGUUUAAAGACGCAGUAUUGACGUCAGCAUUGAAAAAGACUUUCUUCAGAGCUGUCCUUUAAAAUGAGAAGAAAAACUACUGUUUUUAUUGUUUUGUUUCCUGCAUUUUACACUGUAUUUUCCAUCUAAUCGCUGCGAUUUAGUCUAUAAUUUAAGUGGAUAUCAAACCUGUGGCUUUAUUCGGGGUCAGUGAUAUUCUUGAAGUGAAGGAUGUGUAUUACAGUUAUGUGAUGUUCGUGCCAUUUUAUUAUACUGAGCUUACUGAACUGAA
This is a messenger RNA of Pimephales promelas (fathead minnow), 1890 nucleotides long. The record is from RefSeq and is a predicted model, not a curated record. NCBI's taxonomy places the organism in Eukaryota, Metazoa, Chordata, Actinopteri, Cypriniformes, Leuciscidae.